UCAUCCAGCAGCGUCUCUCUCAGUGAGUCCUGACAGAGUUCAACACUUCAUCUCUGACUCUGUGUCUCUGAGCUGUGAGGGAAACUCUGCUGAAUGGAGAGUGAAAUUGAUUACAGAAACAGGUUUACUGUUUGACUGCUUCAGCAUGGGGAACAUGAACAGAUCUACAUGUGGCAUCAAUAUGGACUGGUAUCAUAGUGGAGUGUACUGGUGUGAGUCUGGAUCAGAACACUUCAGCAACGCCGUCAACAUCACUGUGCAGGAAGAUAUUAAUGGUAUUAUCCUGGUGAGCCCCGUCCAUCCUGUGACUGAGGGAGAUCCUGUUACUCUGAGCUGCAGAGAUAAAGAACAAAAACUUCUCUCCAAUGUGUUUUUCUAUCACAAUAACAAACUGAUCCACAAUGACGGCAGAGAGGACCUGAACAUCUCUACAGUGUCAAAGUCAGAUGAAGGUUUCUACAAGUGUGAACAUUCAGGAAAGAAGUCACCACAGAGCUGGAUGGCUGUUAGAGUUCCUCUCACCAGUCCUGUCAGCUCUUCACUUCCUGUGCUGCUGAUCGUUGGAGCAGUUAUUGGACUCAUUCUCAUUAUUCUCCUGAUGUUGUUGUGGUGCUGCAGACGGUCUAAGGGUUUAAGCUGUAUCAGUUUGAACCAAUCAGAGGGCAGUAAUGAAACCUCAGCCACCAAUCCUGGAGUGACCCAGACUGAUGGUCCCAUUUACAGCUCUUUGCUUCAUGAGGACCUUUCCAUCUAUGAGACAAUCCAACCCCUCAGAGCCUCUGGACAUGUCCCAGCAGAGAGGCCUCAUCUUCCUGCGAAGGAUUCUGAUUAUCCUAAAGUUAAACCCGAUAAUUACAGCUGAACAUGGAGUUCAGAUGGUUAACAUCUACAUACUCACUCUAGACAUCAGCAGAAAGCGUCCCCAUCAGAGACACAGCUGAGAACUGUUGGAUUAUUGGCUUGUUUAUUCUGCUGUUUCUUGCCUGAGAUAUCUUUGAUUUAUAAUAGUAC
Molecule: messenger RNA, 1011 nt
Organism: Cyprinodon tularosa
Lineage: Eukaryota; Metazoa; Chordata; Actinopteri; Cyprinodontiformes; Cyprinodontidae
Exons: 7
Coding region: 146-862 (238 amino acids)
Biological process (GO): cell surface receptor signaling pathway
Molecular function (GO): transmembrane signaling receptor activity
Source: RefSeq, a predicted model, not a curated record